This is a messenger RNA of Syngnathus typhle (broad-nosed pipefish), 2625 nucleotides long. It is a transcript of the gene cracr2ab, whose product is annotated as calcium release activated channel regulator 2Ab. The transcript is spliced from 19 exons. Gene Ontology annotation, molecular function: calcium ion binding; GTP binding; GTPase activity. The record is from RefSeq and is a predicted model, not a curated record. Bases 197 to 2473 code for a protein of 758 amino acids. NCBI's taxonomy places the organism in Eukaryota, Metazoa, Chordata, Actinopteri, Syngnathiformes, Syngnathidae.
UCAUGACAUCACAUGGUCGCGGAAUGACUGAGUAACUUUCAGCAGCAAGACUUCUUACUGCGCUUUUGUUGCUGUUGUUUUGCUGCCUUAUUCACGACAACCUAAAGGGCCCAGCGAACUUAACGCCACCCCCGAUGUCUUGAUCCCACCGUGACCUACAUGCCCGCUCCAAGCUUUUUGGUGCUGAAGAGUGAAGAUGGAGCACGAGGAGGAGAGCAGGAGACCUGGCGCUCGCAAAUCAGGCUGGGGUCGCAUUGCCAUGCUGGAUAAGACCAAGGAGUUCUUCCAGACAUGCGACGUGGAGGGCCGGGGCUUCAUCACACGCACCGACAUGAGGAGGCUCCCGCUGCCGCUGUCGGCCGAGGAAUUGGAGGACGUCUUUGACUCUCUGGAUACGAAGCACACUGGUUAUCUCACGCUUGAGGCCUUUUCUUCGGGAUUCAGUCAGUUCCUCCACGGUCGGAGAAUCUCGGUGACCGACGAGCCGGCCCAGACUCAGGUUCCGGGCUCCCGUGCCAAAGAGGCCUUCUUCCAGAGCCAAUGGGAAGCCAAACUGUCCGGAGGCGAGGACGAGGAAGAGGGUCACUUCUGUCUGUUGCUGGACAGCCUUGGAGCCAGUAAUGUUUUUGAGGACCCGGACGAGGUGCGCAGUUUGUGGGCGCAGCUCAGACGGGACGAACCUCACCUCCUGUCCAACUUUGAGGAGUUCCUGGCUAGGGUCACCCAUCAAAUCAAAGAGGCCCACCAGGACAAGAAGGACAUGGAGAGCGCCCUCCAGAGGAAGGCGGCGACGCACGACAACGAGAUCCGCCACCUGUACGAGGAGAUGGAAGCCCAGAUCAAGACGGAGAAGGACAGGCUGCUGCUGAAGGACUCGGAGCGCCUCCAGUCGAGAAGCCAGGACCUGGAAGAUCAGCUGUUCUCCAAGGAGAGGGAGCUGGAACUCAUUUUCCAAAAGCAGAAGAGAUUGGAGUUGGAGUGCCGUGAGCUGAGCAGUGAGAAGCAGGAGAGCCACGUGGAGAACGUCAAGCUGAAGAUGACCAAUGAUGAGUUGGCGCGGGCGCUGGAGAGCACCAGCCAGGAGCUGCUGGUGGCCCAAGACCAGCUGGCCAUGCUGCAGGAGCAAGCCGCACGCCUGCACCAGGAGAAGGAGAUGGAAAUGUACAGAGUGACGGAAGGACUGCAAAGAGAGAAGCAAAGCCUCAUGAAGCAGCUUGACCUCCUCAGGGAGAUGAACAAACAUCUCAAGGACGAGCGGGACAUCUGCUCUGGUGUGCCAAGAACAUCUCUGAGGAAAAAGCAGAAGCAGCGAGCCGGCCUGGCCGACAUGUUUGACGACAGCAGCCAGCCUGCCAAAAGAUCUCCUCUGGUGCCGGAUGGCUCCUACCAGUCUCUGGAGGCCUUGCCUAUAGAGCACCUUCAAAUCGUGUUUGUCGCUUCCUCCUCCUGCAGUGAGGACGACGCCGCCGUCGUGAAGAAGAGCGCCGGAUUGGCUAACGGCUACGGCGGCCCCGCCCUUCCCAAACCUCACAACGUGAGAGCCAAGGGCAAGAAGGCCAUCGCCAGGUCCUCGAGUUUUAGGAGGACCUCCAGAGAGAGGAGCAAGAAGCUGGAAGCCAAAGCCGAUGAGGUGCUGGACUCCCCCCCGGGCGGGUGGCCCCUCCGCCGGGUCAUCUCCAUCGAGGAGGACCACCUGCCUCACCUACUCCAGGGGGGGCCGCAGCUCCUACUGCACCAGCUCAGCGAGGAGGAAGACGGCGAGGCGCGCAGCGAUUUGGAAUGCAGCUUGGUCAAAGCGGGACGUUUUUUCCAGGCCAAGAAGAAGACCCCCAUGUCGCCGCGGGGGCAGCCGGUCGGGAAGGAGACCCAGCAUGUGGCGGAAGUGCCCGUGUUAGGCCCCAGUCGACUUUUCAAGGUGGUCCUGGUGGGCAACUCCAGCGUAGGCAAGACGUCGCUUCUUCGCUCCUUUUGUGAGGGACAUUUCCAUCCAUCCACAACGGCGACUGUGGGGAUCGACUUCAGCGUGAAGACGCUCACCUUGAACAAUAUGCAGAUAGCGAUGCAGCUUUGGGACACGGCAGGUCAAGAGAGGUACCGCAGCAUCACCAAGCAGUUCUUUCGCAAGGCCGACGGCGUGGUGGUGAUGUACGACGUCACGCUGGAGGAGAGCUUCAAGGCCGUGCGACCCUGGCUCGCCAACGUCAAGGAUGCUGCGGGAGAAGGCGUUCAAAUCCUUGUUCUGGGCAACAAAAUGGACAUGGACGGAGACAGAGAGGUGUCGUUUAAGGAAGCAGAACGUCUGGCACAGGAAAGCAAAGUGAUGUUCUACGAGGUCAGCGCCUACACGGGCAAGAACGUGACUGAAUCUUUAACUCACCUGGCCAGGGUGUUGAUGGAGCAGGAGGACCGGGUGAGAGACACCACCGUCAUCCUCAGCGCUCAUCCUUUGAAGAAGAAGGCCUGCUGCAAAUGAACAUGCCUUGGUGGAGAUGACAUCACUGAGGUUGGCCAGGAUGGCGUCCUGUGAGGUGCGCUCGCUCAUACGGACGAGGGAGGGCGCUCAGGGCAGGGAUGGUUGUUUUUGAGCGCUUAACGCAUCUUGUAGUCGUGGGAGAUGGCAGCGUC